AUGAUACCUAUCGAUGAUUUUUCUACUGGUUCAGUAAAUUUGACAAAUGAUCCAUCAACAUUUUCAUUCAAAGUUAAAGCAUUAACAAAUGUAUUAGCGUUAAAUCAUGCUGGUGAUCGAUUAAUUGCAGCAGGACAAGCAAGUUUUCAAUUAUUGGCAAUCGAGACACAUAGUAGCACUGGUUGUGAACGUUUUGUAGAACUUUCUGAUCUACGAAAUGUUCGUCUACCCGUAGCAGAUCGAGACUUUUUAAGGAUUAAAAUUGCACCGAAAGAUGUUACAUGGAAUUAUAAUGACGAACAGUGUUUUGCAUCGGCGAGUGCUGCUAGUGGUCAUUUACUUAUUUGGGAUGCCAUAAAACCGUCUAUCGUUAGUAUAUUACAAAUUCAUGAUUCUGCUAUAAAUCGCAUUCAGUUUCAUCCGACAGAUCCUAAAUUGUUAUUGACUGGAUCACAAGAUGGAAAAGCUAAAUUAAUCGAUAUUCGGCAGAGCAAAGUGUCACAUGUGUUUAAACACAUCAGUGCAGAUGGUUUUCGUGAUGUGGCAUUCAAUAUAUCAAACCCAAAUUUGUUCGCAUCAGCAUUGGAUAGUCAUGGUGCCGUGCCAAUAUGGGAUCUUCGAAAACAGACGGCACCGGUCCUAAAUAUUCCAACAACUGAUCGAACAUUGUGCUUAGCAUGGAACCCGUGUGAGAGAGAUUGGUUAGUGACUGGUGGGCGAGAUAAGACGAUUCGAGUUUGGGAUACAAAUGAUUCGAAUCCACGUCAAGAUCCACUAUACAUUGUUCAUACAUCUGGCACAGUUGCACGUUUAAAUUGGCGUCCAGAUUAUCGUUUUCAUAUAGCUAGUUCAACAUUACAAGUUGAUUCACGAAUUCAUUUAUGGGAUAUUCGUCGUCCGUAUAUGCCACAUGCAUCAUUUUGUCAUCACCAAAAUAAUAUUGGUGAUUUUGUUUGGCGAAAUAAUCCACAUGUUAUCAUAUCUGUUAGUCGUGAUGAAACAUUAUACCAUACAAGUCUAGCGACCGCUGUUAAACCAGAAAAUCUCGCUUCACUAUUUUCAAUCAAUGUAACAUCGAAAGGCUCAUUGACCGUUGUUACACCUCAUGUCGAUAAUGAUUUUGUUCGAGCAUUACUACAUGAUAAGAAUCUUACCUAUCCUCCUCCACCACCGUCAAUUAGUGCGUUGUAUUCAACGGCAAAUUUGGAGAAAUUUUCAUCAUGGACUCCAUCGAUCAAAGGUAAAAGCCUCAUUGUGCAAUUGUCACAUGUGAAAGAUGAUACAAUUGAUAUAUUUCACAAAUUUGCAACCGAAUGGAAAUUUUCUGAUUAUCCUGUUGGUCAAUUGUGUGAUAUGAAUGCCCUAGUCUCACAUGAAUUAAAUCGACCCGAUUUGCAGUUAACAUGGGAAUUAAUAAAAGAAUUAUACCCUGAUUUGCCAAUGGAUAAUAAUUAUCGUUUGAGACCAACACGAAUGAUUCAUUCUGGUGAAGGUGGAAGAGUACCAACAGGUGGAGCUGGUACUCGAGGUCAUCAUUCAUCUGAUAGACAAUAUAACCCGUCACGAUUUAAUAAUAAUGAUAAACAAAAAUCAGGAAUAAAUAAUCAUGAAAAUGGAAAUGGAAAACCAACUGACUUAGCUUUAACACAAAUAGAGCCUUUGGAUGAUAUCGAUAAUUAUAUCGUUCGAGAAGUUUUAACGGAUGAUAUUUUAUUUAUCACACAAGAAGAUGGGAAUAGUAUAAACAACGACAAUGACGAAUAUGAUGGUUAUGAUAUGAUCGAUCUCAUACGUGAUCCAUUUGGUGUAUUAACAAAUGAUAAAAUCGAUCGAGAUCAUUUGACUAGUCCUUACACGCCUAACGGUACUGGAAGACAAGCAAUAAUGAGUUUCUUUCCACCUGAUGGAGAUGUUAUAGAUGAAUUUGAUCGUAGGGAUGACUUUGAUGAACUUGAUGGCAAUAUAAGAGCACCAUCAUCUUACAAUGACGAAUCAGAACGAUUUUUCACUAUUGAUGAAAGUUAUACGAAUACAUAUCGGAAUCAAUUAUGUUUCGACGAUGUCGUGCGAAAUAUGUUAUGUUAUUAUGUUGAAAAUAAUGAACUUCAAAUGGCUGUUCAUGUAUUUCUAACGUUAUAUCAGAAAAUUGAGGAAAAUAGUCGAUUGGAAGAUUUUAAUGGAGCACAUUACGAAUGGAUCAAAUUGUACAUCGAUUUAUUACACCAAAUGCGUUUAUAUGUGAAAGCCAUGCAAGUAACAAAACAUUGUGUUCAAAAUGAAAUUAUUCCUCUUUGUUAUGAUCAAUCCGAAUACGAUUUUGGAAUAAUUGGUGCAAGAGCCAGUGAAAGUAACAAUCCUAACAACAGUGAUUCAAAUAGAGCGGCAGCAACCAAUUUCAAAGCUUCAACAGUUGUACCAGAAGCAACAUCUACAUUAAUGCCAUCAGAUACUCCCAGUGUAGUUACACAAAAUGUCAUGUCACUAAUUGGUGCAUCAGUACAACGUCUUAGCUUCGUUGAAAAACCAGUUAUUUGUAGUAUUUGUCGAUUACCAUGUCGCGAAAUACAUUCAUUUUGUGGUGUUUGUUUCCACAGUGGCCAUAUUCAUCAUUUGCGUAGUUGGUUUGAAAAUCAUGACGAAUGUCCAAAUGGAUGUGGUCAUCGCUGUUUAAUUAAAGAUAAUCAAACAUCAAAUCGAACUGCUUUGUCAUUCAGUGUGAAUAUUGUUUUGAUUGGAAAUGCUGGUGUGGGAAAAACGUGUUUAGUCCGUCGUUUUUGUCAAGAUGUGUUUCCUCUUGGACAAGCAGCUACGAUUGGCGUUGAUUUUAUGAUCAAAACAGUUGAAGUUUGUGGAGAAAAAGUGAAGUUGCAAAUUUGGGAUACAGCGGGCCAAGAGAGGUUUCGAUCUAUCACGCAAAGUUAUUAUCGAUCAGCAAAUGCCUUAAUUAUUGUGUUUGAUAUCAGUAAUCAACCAUCGUUUGAUUGUUUACCAGACUGGAUUCGCGAAGUAAAAGCAUACGCUAAUAAUAGUGUGCUGUGUGUUCUUGUCGGAAACAAGUGUGAUAUUAGUCAACGUGAAAUUCCAGCAGAAAUUGGUGAACAGUUUUCAGAAAGAAACGACAUGUGGUAUUUAGAAACAUCAGCUAAAGAUAGUGAUAAUGUAAAUAAAUUAUUUUAUGGUAUUGCUGAAGAAUUGACACAAAAAGCACGUGAAAGCGCACUGGGUGUACAUAAUAAUUCAAAUGACACAUUUCCAAAAGGACAAACGAAAACAGUAAAGUCCAACGGUCUUCAACCUCCAGCAAAGAAAUUCCGAUCAGGCCCAUUAGGAAGCGGGCCCGGGAGUGAACCUGAUUUUGAUUUUACCAAGAUGAUAACACAAUAUGAUGGAAAUAACAACGAUGGAACACAAGAAAUAUUUGAUAUAACAGAUUUUCCAGAUCCUGUAAACGCCAUUGAAAAUCAAUCUCAACCAUUCUCGAAUAAUAAUCAAACACAACCACAACAACAAAACUUAAAUCAGCCGUCCACUAAUCAACAAAGUUUAUUUCCAGGAACAAUCAAUGGAAAUUCUUGCUCGUCAUCUCCGACCGUCACAAUGAUUUCGAAUACAAAUGCUGGAGGUAAUAAUCCAAAUCAACAACAACAAAUGUAUUUAACAAAUGCACAAACUAGUCGUUCAGUUACUGUUGGAUCUAACCAACAUAUAGCGUAUAUUAAUAGACAACAACAGUCACAAACGGUACAAAAUCAGAAUAUACCGACAAAUAAUAAUCCAAAUAUGAAUUCAUUUCAAACACCAAAUUUACAACGAGUUCAUACAAUACCAGGUGUUGGACAAACGAUUGUAAGAACUGCGAAUGUUAUUUCAAACGGAGUGCCGGCCAAUUAUCAGACAAUACAAACCGGUUUACAACAUCAGCAAAUGACUAUGAAUAGACAACCAGUAUUUCAACGCAUGACAUGUGCUGUAAACAAUCAACAAAAUAUGCAGUACAGACAAGGAACACCAGGAGCAGUAGCCAUGCAACAGCAACAAUCAAAUAUGGUCAAUAUGAAUCAAAGUGUUACGCAAAUGAAUAUUGUGAAGUCUAAUGAUGUAUUUGUGUCAAAUCAAUCAGCUGUUGGUCUUGGAAUCCAACAAACAGUGAAUACCAACACAUCAUCUGCUAUUGCAAAAGUUUUACCACCUAUAAAUCAGCAACAAGUGAAUAAUUUUCAAGUUCAACAACAAGGACAAAUUCAACAAGCACAACAGUCGAACCCACUCACCUUUAAUAUGGCAAAUAUGAACACUAUUCGAGCACAAAUUAUUGAUUCAUCCAGUGCAAAUUUAUCCUCCGUCACACAACAAAACACUUCUGCAACAUCAUACGUAACGAAUUCCAAUACAACAUUAACAAAUUCAAAUGCCACAUUGAAUACAAACUCUUCAGCGGUUGUCAAUGCAACAAUUGUAAACGCUAACAAUGGAAUUCAGGCUUCGAUAUUAGCAACAAAUGGCAAUACGAAUAAUAAUAAUAACAAUAAUAAUAAUAAUAAUCUAAUGAGUGGCACGAAUCAAUCAAUACAAAAUCAAAAUUUACCAUUAACACCACAACAGCAACACACGGAAGUACAAAGAAAACAAUUUAUUCAAAAACAAUUAGUUUUACUUCUUCAUGCACAUAAAUGUCAACAACGUGAAAAACAAAGUUUAAACGGGGAACAACGACCGGGUGGAUGUACAUUGCCACAUUGUACUACAAUGAAAAAUGUUUUACAACACAUGACAAAAUGUAAUGAUCAUAAAACGUGUCCAGUUCCGCAUUGCGUAACAUCUCGUCAAAUAAUUUUGCAUUGGAAACAAUGUAAUAAUCAACAGUGUCCGAUUUGUCAGCCGUUGAAAACACCUACCAAUCUAGGAAAAAUCAAUCAACCGCCUUCUGAUAGAAGUUCAACUAAAGAAUGGCAAAAACGUGUUACUCAGGAAAUGAGAAAUCAUCUUGUUCAAAAAAUUAUUUCUGCAUUGAUCCCAACAACCGACUCUAAUGCAUUGAAAGAUAAGCGUAUGAUUAAUCUAGCGAACUAUGCUCGACGCGUUGAAAAUGAUACAUUUGAAAUAGCGAAUAACCAAGAAGAAUAUUUUCAUAAAUUAGCAGAAAAAAUUUAUAAAAUUCAAAAAGAACUUGAAGAUAGAAGAGAGAAAAAGCGCUUACAAGAUUUGCAGACAAUGCAAAAUACCAAUGGAUUGAUGCAAGGAACACACGUUGAUUUGAUUCCAUCAUCUCUUGGUUCUAUCGAUAAAUUAGCAGGUGAACAUGGACCGCCCAAUCGCAUUGCACCACAAUCGGAAAUUCCACCAUUUUCGUCAUCCAAUAUAUUAACUCAAGAUCAUCAUGAACAACAGAUCAAAACUGAGCCACUGAUGACACUCAAUAAUACGUCUGUUUCAUGUAAUAAUAAUUAUUCUCAAGAUAAUUUCAACUCAUUACUGAAUAAUACCGGUCAAGACACGAUGGAUAUUCAUAAUAAUCGUUCAGACACUAAUAAUAAUCAUAUGUUUUCAACCGAUCCAUUAGAAUCAAUACGAUUUAAAACCGAAGCAACAUCGCCAAAACAGCAACAAUUCGUAAAUAACACCGGAGAACUGAUUACAGUCAAAAAAGAAGAGCAUGAUGAUUGUACAGCACCAAAAAUGUCUUCGAUGCUACCAACUAGAAUGAAAUCAGAAUUGUCAGAUGAUUCAAAAUCGAAACUACCUCAGAUCGAUUCAACAAGUAAACAAUUACCGAAAUGCCCCGUUCAAUUUACACAAGACGAAUUGCGCUCAAAACUUGAACCUGUUAUCCAUAAAAUGUUACUAUCUGAAGAUUCACAUCCGUUUAGACAACCGGUUGAUCCCGUAGCACUCAAUAUCCUGGACUAUCCGAACAUCAUUAAACAUCCGAUGGAUAUCUCCACCAUUAAUAACAAAUUAUUGACUGGCGAAUAUCAGAACCCGUUGCAGUUUGUUGAUGAUAUGUGGCUCAUGUUUAAUAAUGCAUGGUUGUACAAUAAAAAGACGACAAAAGUUUAUAAGAUGGGGUUAAAACUCUCUGAGGUGUUCGUGGAUGCAGUUGAUCCGGUUAUGCAGUCGAUGGGCUAUUGCUGUGGACGACAGUAUGUUUUUCUACCACAAGUGAUGUUCUGUUAUGGGAAUCAGUUGUGUUGUCAAAUACCACGUGAUGGUGCCUAUUACUAUUACAACAAUCCAGAACCAUCAAGAACAAAUCUGUCUGGUGACAAAUAUACGUUUUGUAACAAAUGUUUCGAUGCGGUCAAAGGUGAAAUGAUCUGUGUGGGUGAUGAUCCAGCUCAGCACUUGACUGAAUUACGAAAAUGUGAUUUUAUACCGGCGAAAAACGAUGCACAAGAACCGGAGAUCAUAGUUGACUGUAUUGUUUGUUCAAGAAGAUGGCAUCAAAUUUGUGCAUUGCAUCUUGAUCAAGUGUGGUCCGAAGGUUUUGUAUGUGAAACGUGUAUUAAAAGUUACAACAUUAAGCGAAAAGAAAACCGGUAUGUGGCACAUAAAUUGACUAUGACUGAUUUGGCUCAUAAAUUAGAACAACGAGUGAAUAGUUUUCUGAAAACGGAAUUUGCCGAUGGUGGACGAGUGACGAUUCGAAUUCUGGCUGCUUCGGACAAGGUGUGUGAGGUGAAACCAAGAUUGAAGAAGUAUUGUCAGAAUCAUGUGCCAGAUGGUUAUCCGUAUCGAACAAAAGCAAUAUUUGCAUUUCAAGAAAUUGAGGGUGUUGAUGUUGUUUUGUUUGGUAUGCAUGUACAAGAAUAUGAUGGAAGAUGUCAAGCACCGAAUACAAGACGUGUUUAUAUCUCCUAUUUGGAUUCUGUUCACUUUUUUCGUCCAAAGCAAUAUCGUACUGAUGUUUACCAUGAAAUAUUGAUUGGCUAUUUGGAGUAUGCUAAACAACUGGGCUAUGUUUAUGCACAUAUUUGGGCGUGUCCACCGAGUGAAGGAGAUGAUUACAUAUUUCACUGUCAUCCUGCAGAACAGAGAGUGCCGAAACCGAAACGGUUACAAGAAUGGUAUAAAAAGAUGUUAGAUCGAGCUAUUUUAGAGCAUGUUGUGAUUGAUUAUAAGGAUAUAAUGAAAGAUUGUACGGAUAACCAAGUUCAAUCAGUAACUAAUAUUCCCUAUUUCGAAGGCGAUUUUUGGUCAAAUAUUAUUGAAGAAAGUAUCAAAGAACUCGAUCAGGAAGUAGAAGAACGGCGGAAGAAAGAAGAAGUUGAAGCGGCAAGAAUCAUUGAAGAUGGUACUCUAGAUGAUCCUAUCGAACCCGAUGAUCCAGAUAUAUCUGAUAAAAGAAAAUCUGCCAACACACAUAAGAAGAAAAAUCUGAAGAAAACAGCUAGUCAACGAAAAACAGCUAAAAAACAGAUUUCAAAUUGUUCAGAUUUGAUAUCGAAAAUACUUACUACCAUGGAAAAACACAAAGAAGCAUUUUUUGCUAUUCGUCUACGUAGUCCACUCGCCACUCAUCCUCCUGUUAACGAUACUGACGCUCUAAUACAGUGUGAUCUGAUGGAUACACGAGAUUCAUUUCUAAAUUUUGCACGUGAUAAACAUUAUGAAUUUUCGAGUUUGCGUCGAGCUAAAUUUUCAACAAUGGCACUGUUAUAUGAGCUACAUUCAUCCACAACGGAUAAAUUCACUUACAAUUGUAAUCAUUGUCGUCAACAAUGUGACGUUCGGUAUCAUUGUACGGUAUGUGAAGAUUUUGAUCUAUGUGAAAAAUGUUAUAUUCAAGAAAAGCAUGAACACAAAAUGGAACGAUCAGUACAACCAUCGUUAGUCGAUGUUGGUAAUGAUGAUCAUAGUGCGAAUAAUCCAAAUGGGGAUAAAUCAUUAACUACCCCACAACUACAGAGACAACAAUCGAUGCAACGUUGUAUCGAAGCCCUUUUACAUGCUGUCAAUUGUCGAAAUGCUAACUGUAUUAAUCGCAGCUGUUUGCGAUAUAAACGAGUUAUUCAACAUACAAAAGAUUGUAAAGGAAAAAAUAGUCAAUGUAAUAUAUGUAAACAAGUGAUAUUUUUAUGCUGGUAUCAUGCAAAAAGUUGUAACGAACAAAAUUGUCAGGUACCAUUCUGUACAAAUCUGAAAACGAAAAUUCAAAAACAACGUGCUACAAAUCACCAAAUGGAUCGUCGACGAAUGUAUGCAACUAUGCAACAACGAUCAAAUACAAUGCAGCCAGUACCCAGCUCAUCAUCUCUUAAUCCACGUUCUGAUUCUAUCAAUAAUCAUCAAUCCGGUGGUUCUCCAUCGUCGGGAAAACCGUCAGUCUCCACAACGAUGCUUGUACCAUCACUCUCAACAAAUCGUCUACCCACAAAUGUGAUAUCUGCCCAACAAAUUGCUGCGAUGAGCGGAGGUAGUUUACCACCGAUGAAUCAGCAGUGGACAUCUCAACAACAACAGACAUCUCGUACAUAUCAAAAUCAAAGUGGUAAACCAACGAAUGUAACUGGCAACAUGCCACCGUCAUUCAUAAACAAUAAUAAUAAUAAUAAUAAUAAUAAUAAUAAUACUAACAAUAAUAAUAAUAAUAAUAAUAAUAAUAACACAAACACUAUGCUACGCGUUGUAAACGGUCCACUAAUUAACCAAGGAUCUGGAAAUGGUAGUAUACUUCUUCAUAAACCACAACAAAUUGUUCAUUCACAAUCUGUGGGUAGUGGACUAAUGACCGCUACGAACGAUACAGACAUGUUAAAUGUCAUGAUUAAUCGUGUUAAACAUGAUCCAUCGUCGAUUGAUACAAACGAUCAUCAUAACACAAACAAUAGUGAAUCAAAACAAACUCCACCAAUAUUCCACUCUCUGUUACAAAAUAAAAGUUAUAAUCGACCACAAUCAGGAAUGAGUUAUAUGACAACACCAACAAAUGGAUCUAACAUUAUGCCAACAAAUAGUACUUGGUUAACAGCUCAACCGUCACCACCACAACAACAAUUUCAACCACCUAAUUAUAAUAUCGCCACACGCCAAAUGUUGCGACCUCAACAACAACAAACAUCGAAUCAAUCACCACAAACUAUUUUAGCAUUACGUUCUCCUUCUCCGUCACAGCAACAACAACAACAAGUCGUUGUAGGUUAUUUAAGAACACAAAAUAACGCUACUACUACUAAUACUUCGAAUCCAAAUUCGCUUCAGAGACAGUCCACAAAUAUGACCACACGUCUACCAUCGCCAAUUGUUGAUCACCAAUCGACACCACCAUCUUUAAAUAAAUAA
Messenger RNA from Didymodactylos carnosus, 9279 nucleotides. Lineage: Eukaryota; Metazoa; Rotifera; Eurotatoria; Philodinida; Philodinidae. The record is from the annotation of a GenBank genome assembly.